This is a messenger RNA of Williopsis jadinii, 1689 nucleotides long. It is a transcript of the gene PUB1, whose product is annotated as Pub1p. The coding region runs from base 1 to 1689 and encodes 562 amino acids. Gene Ontology annotation, molecular function: mRNA binding. The record is from RefSeq and is a predicted model, not a curated record. The transcript has 2 exons. NCBI's taxonomy places the organism in Eukaryota, Fungi, Ascomycota, Saccharomycetes, Phaffomycetales, Wickerhamomycetaceae. Gene Ontology annotation, biological process: nuclear-transcribed mRNA catabolic process, nonsense-mediated decay; regulation of mRNA stability; cytoplasmic stress granule assembly. Gene Ontology annotation, cellular component: cytoplasmic stress granule.
AUGUCCGUUGAAGAUAAGGGUGCUACUGCUGUUGACGCUGAGACCACGGACCAGACCACCACAUUGAAGGUUGUUGUGCCUCCAGCGGAGGAUGGUUCGGUUGUGGAGCCAACUGAGUCUGAACAGACGGAGGAAAGUGGCUCCGAUAAUGCUGAGGCCAACGCUAAUAACGGCACUGACGUUACCGAAGAGUCGCCAAAGGUUACACCGGCAUUGGCAUCGCAAGGUGGGCGUGAAGUAUCUCACAAGAUCCUAUACGUUGGUGGGCUAAACGCGAAAGUUACCGACGAAACAAUCCAACAGGUGUUUGGCGCAGACGGCGAAUUGGCCAAGGUCAACAUCCUAGCUGACAAGAACAGCCCUGGAGGAAGCUUUGCCUUUGUUGAGUUCAAAACUGAAGAAGAUGCAAAGUGUUGUUUCGACAGGUUCCAGGCCGAACCACCAAUCAUUGAAGGUGGGAAAGUUGUCAUUAAUUGGGCUUAUCAAUCGCAGCAGGCGAAGAACGAUCCUGAUGCAGUUAACGUGUUUGUCGGUGAUCUCUCCACAGAGGUUGACGAUGAGACACUAAGAAAGGCAUUCGAACGAUUUGAGUCGGUGCAGCAAGCCCAUGUGAUGUGGGACAUGCAAACUGGCCAUUCUAGAGGUUAUGGUUUUGUAUCAUUUGGUGACGAGAAGGAUGCAUCUCUGGCAAUUGAGAAUAUGAAUGGUAAGGUUAUCGCUGGUCGUGCCAUCCGUUUGAACUGGGCUCAUAAGAGCAAUGGAAAGCAUUCUAAUGGCUACCAUGGGAGUGGUCGUCACCAUGGACAGAACAACACCAUCAACAAUCACAGUAACAAUGGCAGCAGCAACAACAACAACGGUCGUAACCACCGCUAUAACAACAACCAAAGACCACACCAUAAUAACUAUCACAAUGGCCAUCACCAUGUUAACGGAUACUACCAGCAACAACAUCCACAAGGCUUGAUCCCCAUGGUUACAAGUGGACAUAGCUCACCUCACAUGGGUGGUGGUGGUAAUCCAUUGCCCUUGGCCAACGUUGGCUUACCAGGUGCACCAAUGAUUCCUCCACAGAGUUAUGAGAUGGUGUCACGCAAGUCUCCAGUAUGGCAGACCACUGUUUACGUUGGUAAUCUGGCUCACUUCACCACGCAACAGGAGUUGAUUCCACUGCUACAAACGUUUGGAUUCAUCGUUGACGUGAAGUUCUACCCUGAGCGUGGUUGUGCGUUUGUCAAGUACGACACCCAUGAACGUGCCACCAUGGCGAUUCUUCAACUUGGUGGCUUUAUCGUCAAUGGUAGGCCUCUGAAGAUGGGGUGGGGCAGAUCUUCUCAUCAUCAUCAGUAUCAAAACACCGGUGCUAACAGUGGUGCCAAUGCCAAUGCCAAUGGCAGCCUCAAUGACGAGGCAGCACCGCCAGAUGGGUAUAACAGUCAAAGCUAUGGCCAUGCUGUUGUGUAUGGCCAAUAUGAUUUCAAGAAAGGAAAGGAGGAUGAACAAAGAAUAAGACACACACGAGCAACCAUUGGUGAAGAGCCCCCAAUCCCUGCUCGACUGUACAAUACCGUUCAAAGAGUUAUAGCACAUAGGAAUAAGGGACCAGAGGAGCUGUCGCAGUCGUUAAGACCUCUCCAAACCUCUCUGAUGGCCUAUGCAUCGGUGGCAUCAGUGCUCGUGCUGGUGUAG